Molecule: messenger RNA, 1553 nt
Organism: Myotis myotis
Lineage: Eukaryota; Metazoa; Chordata; Mammalia; Chiroptera; Vespertilionidae
Gene: BOK
Product: BCL2 family apoptosis regulator BOK
Exons: 6
Coding region: 299-1216 (305 amino acids)
Biological process (GO): intrinsic apoptotic signaling pathway in response to DNA damage; extrinsic apoptotic signaling pathway in absence of ligand; regulation of apoptotic process
Cellular component (GO): mitochondrial outer membrane
Molecular function (GO): protein heterodimerization activity; protein homodimerization activity
Source: RefSeq, a predicted model, not a curated record
CAAGCCUCGCCUUUCGCUGGCGGAGAGUCGCGCGGUGCGCCCCGCGCUCCCCUAGCCUCCGACGCCGCCGCCGGAGCCCUAGGAGCGCGCGAGGCCCCGCGCACUCCGCGCUCCAGCCGGGCUCAGGCGCGGACUGGGCGGGCGCCGGGGCGGGCCCGCGUCCUCGAAGGUUUGAAUGUUAGGAUCCAGAUCGCCGGCGACGGCGGCGAGCAGAUCCUGAAGCCAGAACUCCUCCUGGGCCCCCGCGCCCGCGACAUGCGGCGGGAGAGGUGCGGCGGCCCCCUCCCGCGUCCCCGCCAUGGAGGUGCUGCGGCGCUCUUCGGUUUUUGCCGCCGAGAUCAUGGACGCCUUUGACCGCUCGCCCACCGACAAGGAGCUGGUGGCCCAAGCUAAGGCGCUCGGCCGGGAGUUCGUGCACGCUCGGCUCCUGCGCGCCGGCCUCUCCUGGAGCGCGCCCGAGCGCGCCGCGCUCGCCCCGGGAGGUCGCCUCGCAGAGGUGUGCACGGUGCUGCUGCGACUGGGGGACGAGCUGGAGCUGAUUCGGCCCAGCAUCUACCGCAACGUGGCGCGCCAGCUCAACAUCUCCCUGCACUCCGAGAGCGUGGUGACCGACGCCUUCCUGGCUGUGGCCGCCCAGAUCUUUGCUGCAGCUUGGUGGUCUGGGAAGGCCCUUCCUCCCAUGGAACACCCUGCUGCCCUGCAGAGAAGGUGCUCGGGGACAGACAGGCAUCACGUGGGGCAAGGUGGUGUCCCUGUACUUGGUGGCUGCAGGGCUGGCUGUGGACUGUGUGCGGCAGGCCCAGCCCGCCAUGGUUCAUGCUCUCGUCGAUUGCCUCGGGGAAUUUGUGCGCAAGACCCUGGCAACCUGGCUGCGGAGACGCGGUGGAUGGACCGACGUCCUCAAGUGUGUGGUCAGCAGCAACCCUGGCUUCCACUCCCAUUGGCUUGUGACUGCACUCUGCAGCUUCGGCCGCUUCCUGAAGGCUGCCUUCUUUGUGCUGUUGCCAGAAAGAUGAACCUGGCCCUGGAACCAGGAGGCUCUGGGCCGAGGCACUGCCCUCCUCCCGCAGAGCCCCUCCUCCCGCGAGCCCCUUCUCUGUCACCCAGACCCUCGGGAAGUGGGAACGCAGGCUCCCCUGGGCCUGGAGCUGGCCUUCAGUGCCCACCUGUGGCCCUGCUCCAUUGUGCCUCUUGUGGAGCCAGAAGGUCAGGGUGACCUCCCGGGCCCAAAAGGAAGGCAGCUGGGAACACCAAACUCUCACUUGACACCGGGGUCCCAUCCACGAAGGGUGACCAUGUCAGGACAUUGGACCUGAAGGUGACUUGGGCCUGGCCAAGGCUAGAGGAGCCGUGGGAUCUUACCGACCCCACAGAGCAUAAGGCUCAUGUGCUGUUGCUUAAUCCAUCCCUAGCGAGAGAGCGCGCCCACCUGUGGCAGGGACCGGGAUUGGGCUCCAGGCCGGCACCCCUGAUCUGUGAAUGCACCAACUCUUGACCUACGAGGACGGGGUGUGUGUUCGAUUCCAAUAAAGUGUCAUAGCAGUGGAAGGCGA